GAAGCUGCAAGGACUUUCGGGAAACCGGAAGGACCUCCCCGCCCGCCCCCUCCUGGCUUUUUCCGCUUCCGCCUAGGCUGAGUUGAGGUCGCCGCCAUGACACGCUUCCCGUUCAUCGAUAUUGGUGUCAACUUGACUGAUCCUGUUUUUAGAGGAAUUUAUAGAGGGAUUCAAAAACACCAAGAUGAUUUCUUGGAUAUAAUAGAAAGAGCAGUCCAAACUGGUGUUAAAAAGUUCAUGAUUACAGGUGGAAGUCUACAAGACAGUAAAGAUGCUCUGAAUUUGGCAAAGACAAAUGAUAUGUUUUACAGCACAGUUGGAUGUCAUCCUACCCGCUGUGGAGAAUUUGAAAAGAAUGAUCCUGACCUUUAUUUAACUGAGCUGCUAAAUCUUGCUGAAAAUAAUAAAGGAAAAGUUGUAGCAAUAGGUGAAUGUGGACUGGAUUUUGAUAGAUUGCAGUUUUGUCCUAAAGAUACACAACUCAAGUACUUUGAAAAACAGUUUGAACUGUCAGAACAAACAAAGCUACCAAUGUUUCUUCACUGUAGAAACUCACACACUGAAUUUUUGGAUUUGAUGAAGAAAAAUAGAGACAGAUGUUUGGGAGGAGUGGUACAUUCAUUCGAUGGCACAAAGGAAGAAGCAGCUGCGUUAAUCGAUAUGAAUCUUUACAUAGGAAUUAAUGGCUGCUCACUGAAAACUGAGGCCAACCUAGAAGUAUUAAAAUCAAUACCUGGUGAAAAAUUAAUGAUAGAGACUGAUGCUCCUUGGUGUGGAGUCAAAAAUACUCAUGCAGGAACAAAAUAUGUAAGAACUUUAUUUCCCACAAAAAAGAAAUGGGAAAGUGGGAAUUGUUUGAAGGACAGAAAUGAGCCUUGUAAUAUUAUGCCCUUCCAUAUGUAGAGCACAGGGCUUCAGAUAUAGUGCAAUGGCAGCUGCUUGCCCAUAUUUGGUUAUUCUGACAUGGAGCCUGGGACAGUCUCAUCCAUCCUCAAGGAAGAGGAAGGAACCUUACUCUGAAUUUAUCCUAGAAGUUGACAGAAUUUGUUAAAACUUUGGAAUCCAAACAUAAAGCAGUAAAACCCUUUACCAGGUGCUCCAUCUGUCAUUUUGUGAUGCUUUCUAGUUACCAAUGCAAUUUAACAAAGUCAUUCUGGUAUUAAAAUUACUCAGAUCCUAUAAACACUGAAAACUAUCUUGAUUCAAAUUUUGUUGGAUUUGUGUUAAGAGUAUCCUUGUGGACAGACAAACCAAAUUAUAGGUAGAUUUGGACCAAAAGUAUGGGGAUUGCUGGCAACAGUGGAUAUGUAUUAUAAUAGAACAAGUCUCUGCUUCACCAUAUUCUUGUUCAACAUUUUAGAGGUGUAGACAGCAUGUUUUUUGAGUAGAUAACAUGAAGAUAAAAGAAAUAGCUAAUAAGAAUGAGGGCAAAUCCAGAUCCCAAGGCAGAUUUUGAAUGAUUGUUCAACUGUAAUAAAAUGAAAAUUUAAUGGAAUUAAUUGAAACAGACUAAUUUGCAGUUGAAUCAACUAUAUCAAUCAGAACUGGAAAAAAAGUUUAAAAAAUCAAUACCAUUACUAUGAUCUUUGGCUGCAUUUUUUAAAGAACAGCAUCCAAUAAGGGAAGUUAUAAUUCUCUUGUAUUCUGCCUUGGUUCAGCCACAUCUGGGACAUUAAGUUAGGUUUUAUGUGUUGUAUUUUAGGAAUAUAAGCUAGUGUGCAGAAAUUGACCAGAAUGACAGAAUUUGAAGUCAUGUCAUUGGGUUAAAAAACUUAAGAUUCUUAUUUUCAGGGCAGGUAGAAAAAAGAAUUGUUUGCUUUCCCACUAAGAAGAGCAGAAGUUGGAUGAUUGUCAGAAGUUAUAAAGGGUCUGGUAUGAACUAGAUUGACUGAUCUGAGGCCCUAUCCACAAGAUUAUAAGAUUAUAAAACUUCAAGAGACCUGAGAAAUAAUCCAGUCCACCUUCCCUCCCUGACUUUACAGAAUAGGGAAUAGACACCCAGGGUAACAUAGGUUGAGUUGGAGAGCCCUGAUGCAAAGCUAGUCCUCACAACUCCAAUCAAGGGCUUUUCUACUACAAUAAGCUGUCCUUUAUCACAUGACAAUAAGAUUCUUUCCCCUUCUGAACUAUGAAAACAGACUGUGCCACUCACUACACGUGCUGACUUCAUCUUAUUUUGUGUGGUGUAAAGAUAGGGACACCAUGUUGUGUAUCUCUUUAUAGUUCUAUCCAGUUAUUUGAAUACUCCCCUGCAACAUCUUCAAAUUAUGAUCUUACUAAACCAUAAACUCCUCAAGGAGAAACACUGGGUCAUAUCUCUCUGAAUAUCCUGCCUCCUGGAUCCUCCUCCCACCAGGACUCGGCAAUUUAUGGGACCAAAGAAUUUAAAGAACAUUAGAGAUCAUCCUAGAAAUGCUUUUUUUAUGGGUAAGCAAACUUCAAGUCCAGUGAGUUAAAGGGAUCCAUCCAAGAGUGGCUGUGAUGAGAGAUGAGUACUUACACCCCUCCAAACUGUGCCACCAAUAAUAAUACUAUUUACCUAGAGUUCCAUCCAAUUGUUUGAAUACCCCCUGCAAAGAAAAUUUAUUCAAAUAUCAUUGACAAUAUAUUUGUUAAUAAUAAGCAAGUAUAGAGGGAUCCUAAGAUAUAUGUAGAUGGUCCACUUUAAAAUUUAAGAAAUACUUUCAGCUCAUCAGUUUAAAUGGUUGUUCAAGACCUAUACUCUGCAUGUUUAGUACUGACAAUUAGAAGAUGUUUGUGCCAUUGUUAAGGGACAAACACUAAUCUUAAUCCUUUUCUCAUAACCCCUUGGGGGGGAAGAUGCUCAUUAAAAGGACAAGACAAAAUAUUAAGGGGACUUGCAUUUUCUUUCUAACAUUGAAAAAAGUUUAGUUCUAAAACCAAUUGUACCUGUAGUAUUACUUGGGGAAAUGAUGGAGCUAGUUGCUGCCCCUGAUGGUAAGAAUUAGAGAAAAGUUAGUAAGUCUCUUUCUCAAUGUGUGGAAAAAGAAACAAGAACACAUCCCAAACACCACUUCCUAAAUUGCUUCAAAUAGUCAUAGGUUCUAUAAAGCAAUUGCUCCUUAUGAAUUUUGCAGGAAUAGUUUUUGAAAAAAAUGAGGCAAUCAUUUAGUUGGCAAAAGAAGGAUACCUUUAAAAGUUUCACUUAUGGAAGUUAUCCUCAGUUUUUUAUAUCCAUUGGGCUAUUAAAUAGGAAGAUACUUUGACAAUAUAUUUUUCUGGGAGUCUAGUGUUUAAUUCAGCUUAUUCAUACAGUCUCUUGUAUCUCAUUAACUGCUCCUACCCCUAUCUCAUCCCUCCAUUUUUGUAGGGUAUUAGUCUUCUUUUUUUUGAGAUUGUAGUAAACUACUGAGUGGAAUUUAGUUCGGAACAACAGUUUAGUAGUACACUUCAUUAAUACCACUAAAAGUACAAAAAUACUGAAGAGUUGACUUUUUAAAUCAAAUCAGAAAUUUUAACUAGUUGAUAAGAUUCUUUUGAGUAAAAGAAGAAAUAAAAUGGCUUCCUCUAUGUAAAAAUGAUCAUUAUUAGUAUACUCACUCAAUUUUUAAUUUAAUACUUUAAAUUCAAUUCUUUUCUAAUCUACUGGGGGGGGGUAUGUU
Monodelphis domestica (gray short-tailed opossum) is the source of this 3623-nucleotide messenger RNA. It is a transcript of the gene TATDN1, whose product is annotated as TatD DNase domain containing 1. Gene Ontology annotation, cellular component: cytosol. Gene Ontology annotation, molecular function: 3'-5'-DNA exonuclease activity. The record is from RefSeq and is a predicted model, not a curated record. NCBI's taxonomy places the organism in Eukaryota, Metazoa, Chordata, Mammalia, Didelphimorphia, Didelphidae.